Pogonomyrmex barbatus (red harvester ant) is the source of this 1966-nucleotide messenger RNA. RefSeq lists its product as uncharacterized. Gene Ontology annotation, molecular function: NAD binding; phosphoglycerate dehydrogenase activity. NCBI's taxonomy places the organism in Eukaryota, Metazoa, Arthropoda, Insecta, Hymenoptera, Formicidae. The record is from RefSeq and is a predicted model, not a curated record. Gene Ontology annotation, biological process: L-serine biosynthetic process.
GAUAACAUGUCGGUCAACUUCAGGAGCGUUCUCAUAAGCGAUCCCGUGGACGAGUCUUGCGGAGCACUGCUGGCCGAGUACGGGAUUCCGGUUAUCACCAAGUACAAGUUACCGAAGGAUGAGCUAAUCAACGAACUGCAGAAUCACGAUGCUCUUAUCGUCCGAUCUGAGACCAAAGUUACGGCGGAUGUUUUUGCCGCUUGUCCAAAUCUCCGUGUGGUCGGACGAGCUGGUACCGGCGUCGACAAUAUAGAUCUUCAAGCUGCUACACGUAAAGGAGUAAUUGUAUUGAACAUCAGCGCUUGCGAAUUAACAUGCGCCCUAAUCUCAACACUCGCACGCAAUGUGGCGCAAGCCGCACGAUCACUGAAGGAGGGCCGAUGGGCGAAACUAUAUUCCGGAUACGAGUUGUCCGAAACCCUUGCGAUCCUCGGGAUGGGACGCAUAGGUCGCGAAGUGGCCCGGAGGAUGCAGAGCUUCGGCAUGAACAUCAUUGCCUUUGACCCGAUCUUGAAGUCCGAGGUCGCCGCCGAGCUCGGCAUCAGGAAGCUCAACUUGGAGGAAAUAUGGCCCAUCGCUGAUUACAUCACCGUUCACACGCCACUUAUACCUCAAACCAGAAAUUUAAUCAAUGCAACGACCUUGGCAAAAUGCAAGAAAGGAGUAUACAUCGUUAAUGUCGCUCGUGGCGGCAUCGUUGAUGAGGAAGCUCUCUUGAAUUCAUUGAAAUCUGGCCAUUGUGGCGGAGCAGCUUUGGAUGUCUUCAUCGAAGAGCCGCCGAAGAAUCCAAUCACUUUGGAGCUCAUUAAACAUCCGAAAGUCAUCCCGACACCUCAUCUCGGUGCCAGCACGGCGGAAGCUCAGCAACGAGUCGCGGUGGAAAUUGCCCAGCAAUUCCUGGCUCUGUCCGGCAAAUCGACGGAAUAUGCCGUCACCGGCAUCGUGAACGCUCCGGUGUUAUCUGCCGCCAUGACAAUCGAAAACGAACCAUGGAUAGAAUUGUCGAAGAAAUUGGGUCAAUUGGCCGGUCGUUUCCUCAAGGGCAAGUUAAACACAGUCAUUCACAGCCAGACCGUGGGAAACGGCAUGCAGGACAAACAAUUCAUACACACGGCUGUUUUGGUCGGCAUAUUAACUGGCCAGACAAAGAACGGUCUGAAUCUGGUUAACGCACCCACCCUAGCGCAAGAUAUUGGCGUGAAUCUGCAAGAAGGUCACAUCGAGGAUGACAAUAAAGCGGUCCUCGUCAAAGUUGGAGAACAUGUCAUCAAAGGAACUGUGCGCGAUAACCAGUCGCUGUUGCUCGCUCUGGAUGACGCCGUUUUCACAAAUGGCAUUGUACUCAGGGAUCAUAUCUGCCUGUACCGCGCGAACAGAGUGCAGGAUCUCGCCAGCAUCGUGAACGUUUUCUCGUCGAAGGGUAUCAACAUUCACAACUUGAACGCCAAUGGCAAUUGGGUCAUCAUUCAAACUGAUCAGGAGGUCUCGAUUCAAGUGGACGAAAUUGAGAGCUUUUGAACGCGACCGCAUGAUGAUGAUGACAACAAAUGAUCCUUGAAAUGAGAAGAGAAAUGUGGAAGCCCAAAUUUUGAAGAAUCCAGUAUUGUCCAGUUGCUAGAAAUACGCGGGGAGCUCUUAUGCUACUCUAGAAUGUAUCUUUUUAAUUAUAUAAAUCUCCAUUUGUAAUAUCAUUAUUUAUUAUCUGAUUAUCAAGGUAGAUGAUUAGAAGCGAUGUAAAUCGAUAUUAAUAAUGUAGGCUAUAAGUAUUUUUUAGUAAGGAAACGAAUAUAUAUAUUGAUAUAAAAUAUUCUCGUUAGAAUGAUAUAAUUAAUCAUUAGAUAAGUUGCACUUUUUACAGACACACAUAGAAAAAACAUGUAAAAAAAGGUAUAUAAAACAUGUCUAUAUAGAUAUUUAUAUUUUUGUAUUAUUAGAGAGUUGUUAAUAAAACAUCACAUUAUCAAAU